AUGGAUGGCCAUGGAUCCGACCAGGCCCGCGUCAUUCGCAUCGUCCGAGCCUUGCGGCUUUUCAGAGGUCUGAGGGUCUUGGUGCACGCUUGCUGCUCCUUCCUUCCAUCUCUCAGUUGGUCCAUGGCGCUUCUGAGUCUGUGUAUGCUGUCUGGCGGUCUUCUCAUGGGCAAUUUGUUGCAGGACUUCAUCAAUGAUGAGUCGCAGGAAUUGGAACAUCGUCUAUGGAUCUGGGAGCAUUAUGGCACCUCCUACAGAGCCAUCUAUACCAUGUAUGAGAUGACCUUUGCUGGAAAUUGGCCCAUCUAUGCGCGGCCAGUGCUUGAGAACGUCAGCCAUAUUUUUGUGUUGUUUUACAUUACGUACAUUACAUUCAUUGUCUUCGCGGUCAUCAGGGUCAUCACCGCCAUUUUUUUGCGCGAAACCUUAGAGGCGGCGAACAAUGACGCCGAACUCAUGGUACAGGAAGGGCUUCGCCGGAAGGCAACAUACAUCCACAAAUUGGAGAGUAUUUUCAAUGCCGUGGAUGAGAGUCAAGAUGGCUUGCUGAGUGAGGAUGAAUUGAAUGAACUCUUCAGGGACUCUCGAGUGAUGACAUAUCUCGAGACCCUUGAUAUUGAUGUGCAGCAGUCAGAAGCUCUUUUCCAUCUGUUGGCCAAUGGUCACGGGGAAAUCACCUGUGCGGACUUUAUCGAUGGCAUUUUGCGGUGCAAAGGACCUGCAAGAGCCAUUGAUCAGAUCUUGAUGCAGAAAGAUCUCCGACAUUUGGCAGAACGAGUCAGGUACUUGACCGAAGCCUUGGAGAAAGAGAAGGUCAUUCCGAAGAGGGUCACCAAGAAAGGAAAGAAGAUGAUGAGAAGCAGGCGCUCCAGGCUUGCUGAUGAGCUUGUGUUUUUGGGCCAGACCGGUCGCACUGACACUCAACGGUAUACCUCCUGA
Molecule: messenger RNA, 939 nt
Organism: Cladocopium goreaui
Lineage: Eukaryota; Dinophyceae; Suessiales; Symbiodiniaceae
Source: the annotation of a GenBank genome assembly